This is a messenger RNA of Opisthorchis viverrini, 207 nucleotides long. RefSeq lists its product as hypothetical. The record is from RefSeq and is a predicted model, not a curated record. The coding region runs from base 1 to 207 and encodes 68 amino acids. Lineage: Eukaryota; Metazoa; Platyhelminthes; Trematoda; Opisthorchiida; Opisthorchiidae. The transcript has a single exon.
AUGAAUGGUCUCAGCCGUCACCAUGACCUCUGUCGCGGCGUCACCAUUAUAGACAUCCACCUAUCUACCCGGAUACAGCUUUCAAAUUCGGAACGAGCUCCUGACCAAGUACCAGUUAAUCCCAGAGUUCUGGAACACCGUGUUCGUGUGCACCGAAAGAUCACCGUACCUGGAUCGAUGAAUGUUGGUCCUCCGAGACAGACUUGA